AUAAAGGGGACGCUGACCGGGCUGGUACGCUCGGAGAGCAUCACCAGAUCGAUUUUCAACUGGCUGGCCGUUCCACGAACACCUACUGGAGAGAGCAAGGACACAUCGCUACGACCUCUAUCUUCAACCUGUACAAUCUGCAGGCCAAAAGAGGCGUGCUCGAAGGAAGAACAGCGCGGAUUUCGAUGAUGGUCGCGGAUGAUGGCUCUGGUCCCGUCAAGGUUCCUCCGGUAGUCCUCGUGAAGGAUGCCGCGGUAGCAUCAGCAAGUGGCAACAGCGGCGUCGCCAAUGGGGCACGAGAGGAAGAAGCUGGAGCAGCAGCAGCAGCAGCAGCAGCAGCAGCAGCAGAAGGCAAAGGUGUUGCAGCACUUCAUACACCUCAAGUCUCCAGCAAGCACUGGCGGAAAAUCAGGAGUGCCGUGGUUGCUCUCGCUGCGUUUCGAAGCCGACGGGUGAAAGCGGCGGAUUUUGAGCGGAUACGAAUGUGCGGGGAGGGAGGUUCGGGGUUGGUUUACCUCGUGCAAUUGAAGAACACCACCAUGUUCUUCGCUCUCAAGGUCCAGCGCAAGACAGACCUGGAGGCCAAGGAGAAGAGAAUAAGGAGGGCACUCAUCGAGAAGGAGGUGCUCGUCGCUUGCGCCCAUCCCUUCGUGUGCAGCCUUUACACAGCCUUCCAGGACAGCCGUCAUCUCUAUCUCCUCAUGGACUAUUGCGCCGGUGGAGACUUGAAAACUCUCGUCAGGGAUGUUGCGAAGCGAGCCCUUACGGAAGAAGAGGCUCGCUUUUACGUCAGCGAAAUCGUGGCGGCGCUGGAAUGGGUGCACCUGCACGGAUACGUCUAUCGAGAUCUCAAGCCCGAAAACGUUCUUAUUCACGCGAGCGGCCACAUCCGGCUGGGGGACUUUGGCACGGCAGAGCGCGGGAGCUUCAAGUGUCAGGAUGUGCCCGGAGAAAAGCUGUGCCCGGAGGAGGUCGAGAAGGCCCUCGGCGAGACCGGCAUGUCUCACGCUGCUACCGCCGGCGGUAGCGCCAGUGGCGGGCACACGUUUUCCGAGGAAGAGGAGGGCGAUCUCGACGAGUCCAACUACAUUCACCACGGCGUCGGUGCCGACAACGGCAACGGCCCACCACACAAGGCCGCACACGCCAAAGGCAGCAGCAUCAUCGUGCAGAUCGACCCGUUCUUGACGGAAGCCUCGGCGUCGAGCGUAGUACAUGCUGCUGAUCCUACGGAAGAAGCGGCGGUGGAGGAGGAGGCUGCUAGCGCCGGCGCCGCUCCUGCUGCUGCUGCUGUGGACAGGCCGGUGUGCACUGACGACGGUGAUGAUUCGGCGUGGCCUGGCGGUGGAUGUGGACCGCCCGUGGGAUGCGGCUGCGGGAGAAGGCGUGGGACGGGAAAGUCAGCCCGCGGACCAGCUUCAUUAUCGGCAGGACCCGGCCAGCCGUUCGCCCAAGGGCGGGGGAGCGUGAAGCUCAACGUUCUCCUCGACAGCCAAACCUUCAUCGGCACUGCUGACUUCAUGGCCCCCGAGAUGGUCACGGGCAAGACGGCGCAGGGCACCGGGAUGGACUGGUGGGCGCUCGGCGUGAUGCUGUUCGAGAUUACCCUCGGCACCCUACCGUUCCACAGCGAGCUCCCUUCCCAGAGCAGCAACGAGGUGUUCCGGAGCAUCGUGAACGCGGAGCUCAAGUUCCCGCGGCGGCACAACUUGAGCCGCUCGGCCGUGGACUUCAUCCGGCAGCUCUUGCGCAAGGACCCCACCGAACGGUUGGGCCAGCGGAAGGGCGUCGGCGAGAUCAAGCGGCACCCCUUCUUCGGCAGCGUGCACUGGGCGCUCAUCGCCAACUCGACGCCGCCCUUCGUCUUGUCCGGCCCGGACACCCCGGGGUGGCUGGCGUCGAUGCGGUCUGCGCCGAAUGCUGGGGCUCGGGAGGACAAGUUUGCGACGUGGACGUGGAUGGCCACGCAACAAGACGCGCCACGGCCAGGCAUGCAGGGUGCGGGGCCGGCCAUGACCUCGAGCGAAGCCCAAGACUACCUGGACAACGACAGCCCCAGCGGCCGAUACAGCAAGGCCGGCCUGGACAAGCUGGGGGACGAGCUGGGGAUUGCUGCGGGACCGACGACAGACGGAGAGGCGGCGGCGGAGGCGGCGGGGGAGGGAGCAGCCCAAUCCGAGGGCGCUGGCGCAACUUCGACGACCGGAGAAGAAGAAGACAACUUCGACGACAGCAUGCCUGACAUCAGUAGCGGUCCUGUUUUGAAGCCGCCGGCGUCGGCGUCUUACGCGGCAGCCGGCGAGGGGGGUGGUGCUGGUGCUGGUGCUGGUACGGCCCGCAGGGAGGGUAGAAGAGCGAACCGGGCGAGCUUCGACGGGUACGACUUCAACACCCUCCGCAAGGUGGGUUCGCUCCGGAUGGGCGUCUCGAGCAAAAAAGGCGCGCCCCCGCAGCUGGCCGCAACGAGGUCGAUGGACGCCCAGGGGAAUAAACCCCAUUGAGGAGGAGGAGAAGGUGUUGUGUCGUGGAGUCCGUGUUUUUUUCUGUCGCUGCCUCGCGUCGUCUUUGCUGUCGCACGAGGGGGUGCGUUUGCGUGUGUCAUCGGCUCCGUUUUUUUUUUUCUUCCCGCGUUGUUGGUUGUGUCGCACGUUGCUGUGGUUUUGGCGUUGCUGCUUCUUUUCGUCGACGCCGUUUGUGCGAUUUUUUAUUUGGUCAGGAGAGAAAAGAGGGAUCGGUGCCUGUUUGUGUGAUCGGCGAAGGCAGUUUUUAACCGUCAACUCCGCUGUGCGCGUGCGUGUUUAGUGUACAUUUUUUUUGUUGUUGCGCGCAAGCAUACUGCAACGCCAUGUGAGUAAUGUUGAUUUUGUCGAUCAUUUGUUUUUGCGUUGCGGCAAGAGGAGCGAAAGGGGGGGCCUCUACCGACGUAACACUUUGGGCCAACCCGCCCGCCGCCGCCGCUGGUACCUCUUGGCUCUCGUAGAAGACCAUCGCUCUUCUGCUCUUCUUCGGGAGCUCAACCCACCCAACCCAAACAGAGUGCCACGGCAAAGUCGAGUGAUUGCGCCGGCAACCGAGUCAAGUGGUAUGUUCCUCUCGGCAUAGACGCCCUCUCCCCCUCCGCUUGCCACACACAAUGCGGCUGCUAUUAUAGGUGGACGAGGUCAUUGAGGGGAAUCGUUUCGCUCCCUAACGGCCCGCACAGGGACUUUUGUUCGUUUCAGACAAGCAUUUCUUGUUUUUUUGUGGUGAGGUAGAAAUGGCGUGAUUAUAUUUCCCUGUUUUCUUUUUCUGUAUUGCUAAUCGUGUGAGGUGUCCAUGGUUUUGGCGAAUGACGCUUGGAAGCAAAGUCGUCGCAAGUGAAGGUCGUACCGUGGCGCUUGUGGUGAUUUUGUCAAAACUGCAUGUUUAGUCAACCUCUCUGCGAGGCAGCGCUUGAUGGUGUGUUUAUAUUCUCUGAACAGAAUCUCGCACGAUGUUUUGUAUGAAUGCAUGCUUCGAUUGUGUCCGCCCGAUAGAGGUGGCGUAUCUUUUGGGCUGCUCCAUGCACGCAGGAAGCAGUCUACGCUCUCUUACGAUUUGUCCGCGUGUGCUCGCCCUUGCUUGUGGCAGCAGCAAUCUCCUGAGGGUUUGGAGGAAAAAGUGAUAAAUGUGGAUUUCCUUCAUGACGUUGUGCGAGAAGAGAGCGAAUUACGCAGGGGUGGAGGCACGGCCCGCGACGAAGGUCCCGUCUCACAGCGUGUACAGUAUAUACCCCAUACUUUAUAUUUUUUAUAUCAUAUUUGUUUUUACCCCAUAUUGAGAGUUAACACCUGCCUGGCUGAAAGGUUCUGGUGUGCAAUGGGAAAUGACGGGACAUGUGCUUGACACAUAAGUGGCACGUUCUUCUGUUGCUUGUUUGCCCGUGUGGGUAUUAUUUUAGACACGUUGCUAGAGGCUCAUGAUCAUUAUUCCGUGUUUUUCCUCCCUGGCUCACAAUUUUUUUCGUCUAGUCCGUGUUUGUUUUGUAGCUCGGCCCGUCCGUGCGGGUUCACUUUAGAAGCAUAUGCAAGAUUGGGCGCGGACUCUGUUGGCCCGAAAUGUGUUGCACCGGUUGGAGUUGUGUUUUUGGCAGAAGCGCGCGAUGUACGUUUCGCGUUGUACAAGCAGGUAUUCUUUUGGUGUACACAAGUCACCGGUACAAAAAGCUCUUUCAAUCGAGAAAGACACGCGAGGUAGCCACCUAAACGGCGUUCUUUUUGUUUUGCGCGAAAGAAAGAAGAAAGACCGAGAUCCAGGUGUAUUGUGAGUGCAGCAGUGCCGCCAUCGUGUCGCUCGUACUUCCCAACCAGCAGCCUGCUUGUUGCUGCUGCGAGGUGGUCAAAGGCGUGUUUGAUCCGCGAAGGAAGUAGUUGGUGGUCCUGUAGGCGGUUGCUUGUUUCGUACCAGUACAUUUCAAGAUUUAUUUCCUGUCGUUGCAACCCGUCUCCCCACUUGUACACACUGAAGUACUUUACCAAACCAUCGGGUGAUUGUGUUCUACUGGCCUGCGGUGUUUUCCGACGAUGCCGUUUCACUGUCUGUUUCGCGGUUUAAUGGAGGGUGUUUUGGUGUGAGUUCAAGUCGUGCGAGCUUUGGGAAGUACUGUAGCGAACAGAUAGAUAGAUGCCAUAGGGGUAGAUGGCUUUCUUUCCGUUUGCCUUGAUUUGAGUCCUCUCCCCUUGAUAACGUUGUUAGCGAAAGUAUUUGUCGACACACAAGAAAAAAAUGACUCACUCAACACGAGUGCUUAAACGUUCGACACACGCCACACGUUCCGGGGCAUGCACGUCAAACGAACCACUUUUUCU
Ectocarpus sp. CCAP 1310/34 is the source of this 4826-nucleotide messenger RNA. Lineage: Eukaryota; Phaeophyceae; Ectocarpales; Ectocarpaceae. The record is from the annotation of a GenBank genome assembly.